ACGCCUUUCUCUGUCAGAGCGGGAAGAGCGCGGCUUUCUCCACAUGUCAACAACCGGACCAUCGCCACCGUAUCGCUGUUAGGCCGCCCCGUAGGAACGUGUGAGUGUGUGUGUGAACAGCGGUGAGUGCGACGUGCCCCUGCGGAACCAACAGCUAACUAGUGGCUCGUGGUGCACGAGCCCGCAGCUAACCGCUAGCGCCGGCACUGUAGCUAGCGCGUGCCUUACCGCUCUCACGUAUUUCAUUGAUAAUACGUGUCAUGUUAACGCGUAACGACGCCUGUAACGACGCCUGUAACCUGUAACGACGCCUGUAACCUGUAACGACGCCUGUAACCUGUAACGACGCCUGUAACGACGCCUGUAACCUGUAACGACGCCUGUGACCUGUAACGACGCCUGUAACCUGUAACGACGCCUGUAACGACGCCUGUAACCUGUAACGACGCCUGUAACGACGCCUGUAACCUGUAACGACGCCGAACCUCGUUCAGAAACUCUCCAUUUGACGAGGAGUCAUGCAGGCCUUUUUGAAAGGAGCGACGGUCCAGUCCAGCAGACCUCUGAAGGACAAGGCAGCAGCCGGGCCCAGUACAGAGAAGAAGGCCAAGCUGGUCCCAUGGGUGGAGAAAUACAGGCCAAAGUGUGUUGAUGAGGUGGCCUUCCAGGAUGAAGUGGUAGCAGUACUGAAGAAGUCUCUGCAAGGAGCAGAUCUUCCCAACCUGCUCUUCUACGGCCCUCCCGGAACAGGAAAGACCUCCACCAUCCUGGCUGCUGCCAGAGAGCUCUACGGUCCACACCUGUACAGACAGAGGGUGCUCGAGCUCAACGCUUCCGACGAGCGAGGCAUUCAGGUCGUCCGAGAGAAGGUGAAGAACUUUGCUCAGCUCACCGUGGCCGGGACCCGCCCAGAUGGGAAGCCGUGUCCUCCUUUUAAGAUCAUCAUCCUGGACGAGGCGGACUCCAUGACAGGGCCGGCUCAGGCCGCUCUCAGGCGGACCAUGGAGAAGGAGUCCCGCACCACCCGCUUCUGCCUCAUCUGCAACUACAUCAGCAGGAUUAUUGAGCCGCUGACCUCCAGAUGUUCCAAGUUUCGCUUCAAACCUCUAGCCAAUCAGAUCCAAGAAGAGCGCCUGUUGAAUAUCUGUGAGAAGGAGAACCUCAAGUACACCAACGAGAGCAUAGCAGCGUUGGUGAGGGUGUCUGACGGAGACCUGCGGAAAGCCAUAACCUUCCUGCAGAGUGCGGCGCGCCUCAACGUGGACAAAGAGAUCACAGAGAAGGCCGUCACUGACAUAGCCGGGGUCGUCCCCGCCAAGAUGAUUGACAACCUGCUCCAGAUCUGCUUCACAGGCACAUUUGAGAAGCUGGAGGUUGCCGUCAAGAACAUGGUGGAUGAAGGCUACGCCGCCACACAGAUCCUGAUUCAGCUCCACGAGUCUGUCAUCGAGCAGGAGAUGAGCGACAAGCAGAAGUCAGCCAUCAUGGAGAAGAUGGCGGUGGUGGGUAAGUGUCUGACAGACGGUGCAGACGAGUACCUGCAGAUGUUGAGUCUGUGUUCACUCAUCAUGCAGCAGGCCUCCCACAACAACUAGACUCCCCAGGGAGAGGAGCGCCAUCAGCUUCCAGCAGGACCAGGACCUCAGACCUUCUUUCACGGUUUAGUUUACAGCUCUGGUUCGGAGUGUCCACCAGAAGACUCCAGGUGAUAGUGAUGUUUCACUGUCGGAGACCACAGCUGUCCAGGUGUUACUCUCUGUAUUUAAUCAGAGAAUCACCCAUCAGAUGUCUCCUUUAUGUAACUACUUACCAACAGAUCUUUGUACACUUUUGCAUUUUGUUAAGUAAUAAAUAGUUUUGUAUAUUUUCA
Messenger RNA from Cyclopterus lumpus (lumpfish), 1870 nucleotides. RefSeq names its product replication factor C (activator 1) 4 (gene rfc4). Lineage: Eukaryota; Metazoa; Chordata; Actinopteri; Perciformes; Cyclopteridae. Gene Ontology annotation, biological process: DNA repair; DNA-templated DNA replication. The transcript is spliced from 11 exons. Bases 519 to 1595 code for a protein of 358 amino acids. Gene Ontology annotation, molecular function: DNA binding; DNA clamp loader activity; ATP hydrolysis activity. The record is from RefSeq and is a predicted model, not a curated record. Gene Ontology annotation, cellular component: nucleus; DNA replication factor C complex.